Molecule: messenger RNA, 2282 nt
Organism: Nicotiana tabacum (common tobacco)
Lineage: Eukaryota; Viridiplantae; Streptophyta; Magnoliopsida; Solanales; Solanaceae
Product: putative UDP-glucuronate:xylan alpha-glucuronosyltransferase 4
Molecular function (GO): glycosyltransferase activity
Source: RefSeq, a predicted model, not a curated record
ACACCAAUAAAAAAUUUCCCACCUAAUAAAUACCAACCAAAAAAAAAAAUCUAUCCACCAAAAGCAUGAAACAAAUUUCCAUAUAAUACUUGCCCGGCCUUACAAAUGACAAGGAUAAAUGCCCAUUUGCGGGUCCCAACCAAUGAUUAACUAAAUAGCAUCAUGUUUGACUAAUCCAUUAAUUAAAUAAAUACAGAAUGUGAUUAUGUGAACGUGCGUCCCUUCACUGCCCACCAAAUGUAAACUCUUUCGAUAGUCUUGAAUUGUUCUCUUCCAAAUUUUUUUCUUUAAAAAACUAACCAUUUGAAGUAAUAUAAAUUUAGUAGAGAACUUAUAUAUAUAUAUAACAAAGCAACAAAUCACAAAGACGUGGUAAUUACCUGCAAAAGACAAUGGCAUUGUCUAAGCCAAAAUCCUUUACGUUUGCUCUCAUAUUUCUCUCCCUUUUCCUCCUCUACCUAACUCUAACUUGCAGACUAAGACCAAAACGUCGUGAACUUCCAAUCUCCCUCCUAGAAAAAACAACUUCUUUUAGACAAAAUAAUUUGCCCAUGCAACAUGUCACCAGACUACCUCAAUGGUUUAGACUUUUGCAAGACGAAAUCAAGGACAAAACACUAAAAAUCGGCCUCGUCAACUUUAACGAUGUCUCGUUUUUCGACUACGUCGGAUUGCAUGGGGCAGAAAAUAUGGAGACAUUCGACGUGAAAUUUCCUAGAGUUUCGGAUAAAAUAAAGUGGAAAGACUUGUUCCCAGAAUGGAUUGAUGAAGACGAGGUUUCGACUAAGCCUAAAUGCCCAGAAAUCCCAAUGCCGGUUUUCGAGGAGUACGAGCAACUGGAUGUGGUGGUUGCAAAGGUUCCAUGUAAAAGAAGGGUUGGUUCUAGGGAUGUUUUUAGGCUUCAAGUUAACUUGGUGGUGGCUAGCUUGUUGGUAAGGAUCAGCGGUGGCCGCUGGAAUAAUAAUAAACGGCCGCUGUAUGCGGUGUUUAUCGGCGAUUGUGGGCCGAUGUGGGAGAUUUUCCGAUGUGAAGACGUGUUAUUGCAUGAAGAGAAUUUGUGGGUUUAUAAGCCUGAGCUGAAAAGGCUGAAGCAAAAAGUUCUUAUGCCUGUUGGUAGUUGUCAGCUUGCUCGUCCAUUUCCAGAACAAGGGCAAGAAAUUUGGAGUAAGUAUGCGGCAUCAGCAUUUGACAAAACAAUUUACAAGCCAAGAGAGGCUUAUGUGACAGUUCUCCAUUCCUCAGAAGCUUAUGUUUGUGGAGCAAUAGCUUUGGCACAAAGCAUCAUUCAAACUAAUUCUACUAGAGACCUUGUCCUCUUAGCAGAUGACUCAAUUUCGUCAAAAUCCCUUCUUGGCCUUAGAUCAGCAGGCUGGAAAAUCAAGAAAAUCAAAAGAAUAAGAAGUCCACAUGCUGAGAAAAAUGCAUAUAACGAAUGGAAUUACAGCAAGCUCAGAAUAUGGCAACUCAGUGAAUACGAUAAAGUCAUAUUCAUCGAUUCAGAUUUCGUAGUUUUUAGGAACAUCGAUCAAUUUUUCUCGUAUCCAGAACUAUCAGCUGCUGGAAAUGAUGGUUACAUUUUCAAUUCGGGUGUUAUGAUCAUAGAACCAUCAAAAUGCAAGUUCCAUAAUUUAAUGAACAAAAGGUUUGAAGUAGGUUCAUAUAAUGGGGGUGAUCAAGGCUUUUUAAAUGAAAUAUUUGUGUGGUGGCAUAGGUGGCCUAGUAAAUUAAAUACUCUCAAGAUUUUUGGCAAUUCGAGUCAUCGCGACCUUCGCGAUGAUUCGUAUGCUGUACAUUAUUUGGGACUAAAGCCAUGGAUGUGUUACGAAGACUAUGAUUGUAAUUGGGAUAGGGUGGAAUCUCAAAUUUUUGCGAGUGAUUCAGCACAUGAGAGGUGGUGGAAAGUGUACAAGAAAAUGCCUAUGGAGCUUAGGCAAUAUUGUGCAUUGACCCCAGAAAUGGAUGCAAGGAUAAUAAAGUGGAGGGGAAGAGCCAAGAAAGCUAAAUUUUCAAAUGGGCAUUGGAGGAUUCAAGUGAAAGAUCCAAGAAGAAUUUCCUAUUAAUUUAUUAUUUGAUAAUUAGUCUAACAAGAGAUUCAAAUCAUGUAUACUAACUAUUUCCCUUUCAGUAUUUUGCAAUAUGUUAUAUUUCUAGCAUGGUAGGAUCUCCAUUUGGUUACAAUAUUUCUAUUGCAUUCUCUCUUUCAGUUAGCUUAAUGUAUAUAUGUACUCAUAAGGGUAGAUCUCUGUGUGAUUUUUGCAAAUGCAAAUUCUGGUGCUUCUUUC